AUGGAUCACCUGAGGCCGCCUGAACCGCUACGUUUGACAGCUGAUGGAGGAAGGAACUGGAUGCGGUUUUGUCAGCAGUUCGAAUUUUUUCUGCAAGCGACGGCAUACCAAGCUAAUCCGAGGUCGAAAGCAGCGAAAACGGCCCUGCUCCUCAGCGGUGCGGGAGAGGGAGCCUUGGACGUUUUCAACAAUUUUGUGUUCAGCGGAGAAGAAAACAAGGAGGAUUUCUGCACCGUAAUUGCUAAAUUCGAAGAUUACUGCCUGGAGCAACAAAAUGAAAUACACGAUCGAGCGAUACGUGUUCCGUUCCCGCAGUCAAGUGAGAAAGAGCGCGUGUAUGAAGUGCAACAUCAGAGCGACGACUUCGAAGUACUGAAUGUCGCCAGCAGCUGCGCAAGCAGAGAACGGGACUGGCGUGGGAACGCAUGCAUUGGCGGCAAGUACAUCCCCUUUAAGGUGGACACGGGAUCGCAGGCCAAUGUUCGGCCACUUUCAAUGUUUCGCAAGCUCAAGACGACAACCCUGAUGCCCAGUAGCGCAGUUCUGAGAUCAUAUGAUGGCAACACGAUCAAGCACAUCGGCAAGUUUUCAGCGCUUAUCGGGAUUGGUGGUCGCAAGGCGUGCGCAGAAUUUUUUGUAGUAAAGGACCACAGCACUAUCUUAGGAUUGGACACCAGCGAGAAGUUUAGAAUCUUACAGCGGGCUGUUGAAAGCGUGACGACGAACGACACCGAAGAAAUUGUCAACGAGUUUCCACGUCUUUUCCACGGAACAGGAUGCGCCCCACGUGAAUACAAGAUUGAGCUGCACAGGGAUGCCGUGCCAGUCGUCCAGCCAGCUUGGAGGGUUCCCCUGUCCCUGCGUGAGCCUCUACGUACUGAACUGGACAGAAUGAAAAAGGAGGGCAUCAUCCAGAAGGUCAGCAGCCGCACAGAUUGGGUAAGCCCCCUUGUCAUUGUACUAAAGAAAGAUGGCAAAUUGGCGAGUCCUGUUGAAGAUGGCCCGUCUCCGGGCGAACUCUUGCAAAGACGGCGGCUGCGCACACCAUUGCCGGACUUCAAUCCAGUGUCAGCAACGCUCGUCAAGAAACACCGGCAGAGAAGUCAUCAUAGGCGCACCCUACCUGGCCUCUGCGACAAUGACGUGGUUCGCUUGAAUAGGACACCAUGGGCAGCGAAAGCCAAAGUGAUCGGAUCAGCCGGCCCACGGUCCUUCUACGUACACACAGAGAACAACACCGUGCUGGGGCGCAACCGUCGGCACCUUCUGGCGACGAAGGAACCAUAUAGUGUUGGUUCACCAGACGACGAAGAUUUUGCCAACAACCACAUCCCAUUUCAAGGUGAGGCGUCAUCGACCACCGCAGCCUCACCCGCGUAA
This is a messenger RNA of Rhipicephalus microplus (southern cattle tick), 1380 nucleotides long. RefSeq lists its product as uncharacterized. Lineage: Eukaryota; Metazoa; Arthropoda; Arachnida; Ixodida; Ixodidae. The record is from RefSeq and is a predicted model, not a curated record.